AAAGGUCGUGACCACUUUAACAUUGACUGGCCUGAUAAAAGUAAACAAAUAAACAGUUUAUUGUGUGAAAUUUACAUAGUAUAGUCGGUUCAAAUAUUAACUAAGCUGAACAUGGCGACGUCAAUACCAAUAUGCGACAUUUGCAUCACUCAUGACAUAUCAACAUUUGCUUCCGGUUGGUGUUUAGAAUGUGAAGAAGCUAUCUGCAGUGAUUGUGAAAAACAGCAUGGCUGUAUGAAAUUAACAAAGCAUCAUAAAAUUAUAUCUGUAGACAAUAACAAGAUGUCAACUUCCAAUCUUGAAUCAGAGCAGGAAUGCAAUGACCAUUCCCGAAAGAUAGAUUUCUUUUGUUUAAAACACUCUCAACCAUGCUGUGUUACCUGCAUUUUUGAAAAACACAAAAGAUGUCAAGAAUUGAAGCCAUUACCGGAAGUCGAAAAGGGGAUGACGUCAUUCGAUAGUUCGUUUGCAAAUUUAGAGGACAGAGUAGAGGAUAUAAUUGAAAGUAUUACCGGUCUUGUAAAGGAGAAACAAGAAAAUAAAACAAGAUUAGAAGUUCAAAAAAAUAACAUUAUAACCGAAGUUCAAACUAUUCGAAGGUCAAUAAAUAGACACUUUGAUAAAGUUCAACAGAGUCUAAUGGAAGGACUAGAAAAAGAAGAAAAGGCGCAAAACGAAAGAAUAGAUAUGUGUAUUGAGAAGCUUUCAGUAAUCCUGAAGAAAGUUGACAAAUUAUCAAGUAAGUUGGAACAAGCAAAGCAACAUAAAUCAGAGUUCCAGGCUUUUAUUGCUGCUUUUGAAUGGGACAAAACAAUUGAAAAAGAAGAAAAAGAUUGGAUUUCUUUGCAAACAGAUAAAAUAUCAGAUAGAGUUGAUAUUGAGUUAGAUCUCUCUCCGAUACUUAUGGAGUUUGAAAAAGAGUUAACUGAAUUUGGAAAGAUAGAAGUGACGUACUCUCCAUCUAAGAAACUUCUAUUAGAGAAUCCUCCAAACCAAGGACAAUCAGUGACCUCUGCAUCAAGCGCCAUUAAUAAAAUACACCUAACAAAUAUUUGUUCUUUUCAAACACCACCCGGGACAUCGACGGAAACACUUAUAACAGACAUAGAUAUGUUAGAUGAUGGACGAAUUAUCCUAGCCGACAAUUCGUCAAACAGACGUCUUGUUUUAAUGAGUCAAGAAGGUGAACUUAUCAAAAUCAUACAACUAAAUGAUACAUGUUUCGGUGUUGCAGUUAUAGACAAAACAACAAUUGCUACAACAUUAGUAAAAAAGAAGAAAAUUGCUAUCAUCGACAUCGACUCAUCGGAAAUACAACGAUUUAUAUCAAUGAGCGAGGAUUGUUACGGAUUAUCUCUCGCAGGUGAAUCAUUAGUAGUCAGCCUCGAUGACCCCACAUUCCAGUUCGUUAAUCUCUCUGGUAAAGUUGUAUCUUCUGUUUGGAAAGCUGAUUAUGCCGAUUAUUGUUGCGUUCAUAACAACAAACUGUAUUAUGCAACCUCAAGUGGCGACUCGGUAUUCGAGGCGAAAUUGAACGGAGAUAUUGUCUGGAAAUCUUACUGCCAGAAAUACGAUUUUCCAGAUGGUAUAACGACCGAUGCUUCUGGUAAUGUCUUUGUUGCUUGCAAGAGUAGUAAGAAAGUAUUAGUCUUUGGUAAAGAUGGCAAGGAUUUUAGAGUUCUCUUGACCAAAGAAAAUGGAUUGAACAAUCCAAGAGCUAUACAUUACAAACGUGAAAUGAACAUACUUCUUGUGUGUAAUUUAUCCGGACAAUGUUUUUUAUACAAAGUUACAAAUUGAUUAAUUUAGUAUAUUGGUACGAUCUCAGAAAUAUCUUUUUUGUUAUAUUUAUUUCCUCAUUUUUUUUUAAUUUUGAAAAAGAUCGGGACGUAUGUAGCCAAUUUCCAUCUUAUCAAGGAAGGAUCACACCUGUCCAAACCAAAACACAUAAUAAUACGGACACAAAACGAAUAGGCGAACAUGGUAAACAAAA
Mytilus trossulus (common blue mussel) is the source of this 1993-nucleotide messenger RNA. RefSeq names its product E3 ubiquitin-protein ligase TRIM71-like. The transcript has 2 exons. Gene Ontology annotation, molecular function: zinc ion binding. The coding region runs from base 112 to 1800 and encodes 562 amino acids. The record is from RefSeq and is a predicted model, not a curated record. NCBI's taxonomy places the organism in Eukaryota, Metazoa, Mollusca, Bivalvia, Mytilida, Mytilidae.